AUGAAAUUGGAAGAAAAGCAGAGCUACCAGGCAGCGGACAGCACGCCCACACCCACCACAGCUACGCCCACAAACAAGAAUUUCGUACCUUGCAAAGUCUGCGGAGACAAAGCUUCAGGUUAUCAUUACGGAGUGACGUCAUGCGAAGGCUGCAAGGGUUUCUUCAGGCGCAGCAUCCAGAAACAGAUCGAGUACAGAUGUCUGAGAGACGGGAAGUGUUUGGUUAUUAGACUCAACCGAAAUAGAUGUCAGUACUGUCGAUUCAAGAAGUGUCUGGCCGUUGGCAUGUCGAGAGACUCUGUGCGAUAUGGGCGUGUCCCCAAGAGGUCCCGCGAACGAGAGGGCGAUGGGCGUGGCGAAGGCUCGGAAAUGGUAGCCAGGGAGGUCGAAAACAAGCAGUUGGCCAUCUAUGAUAUUAUUCUGACCAUCUCGCAGGCACACCACGCCAAUUGUGCCUACACGGAGGAGAAGACCAGAGCGCUCGUCAGGAAGCCUAUUAUUUUUAACACGUCUGAAGUGAGCAGCGACCCCGAAGCAGCCUCCUCCACGAUGGACACCCUUGAACACCAGAAGAUCACUAUGUGGCAGAGCUUCGCCGUUUUCAUGACCCCUUCUAUACAGCGGGUGGUCGAAUUUGCCAAAAGAGUACCAGGAUUCUCGGAGUUGUCGCAAGAUGAUCAACUUAUUCUCAUCAAGGUCGGGUUCUUUGAGCUGUGGCUGACGCAUAUCAGCCGGAUGAUCAGCUCCGUGGACAACACACUCACGUUUAGCGAUGGUUCUUACGUCACUCGCAGUCAGAUGGAAAUGAUGUUCGAUCAAGACUUUGUCACGACGAUAUUCAACUUCGCGAUGUCGUUCAACAACCUGAAUCUGAACGACACGGAACUCGCGCUGUUCACGGGCGUCGUGCUCCUGACGGCGGAGCGGCCGGGCAUCACCGACUCCAAGGUCAUAGAGCAGCAGCAGGACCGGAUCAUCGAGGCCCUUCGGGUGCAGGUGGGCAGGAACCACGCCAGCGAGACGCACCUGUUUCCCAACGUGGUGAUGAAGAUGCCCGAGCUGCGGCAGAUCGGAGCCAAACACCAGGAACACUUGAACUGGUUCCGGUCCAGCUGGUCAAGGCUCAAACUUCCACCUCUCUUCGCUGAGAUCUUCGACAUACCCAAGUGUGAGGAGGACCUCUUAUGAGGAGUGUGGUGUAGGAAUAAUCUCGGCAAAGUAGUGUCAUAGCCAUUGCCCGGUGGACCAAGCGUGUGAUAGUGUCAUCCCCGAGUGCGUACGUGCGUGCGUGUGUGUAUGUGGGAUCCCCAGCCUCAUCACAGAUCCACGCCCGCCAUCAGCCACAUCCACUCAGAACCAAGCCCACACGGAACCCACGCCCACCUGGUCGCAGCCGCAAUAUUGGUAGUCCGUCGACAUCGUGUUAGGUAGUCUAAUCACGAUCAGGUCGUAGGCUUUACAUGCUGUCUGAAGAUCAUGAGCCGUCGCUUCCGAGUGAACGAAGAAGGGAGGAGCCAAUGCGACUGCGUGGAGACUUCCGACCUCCUCUGUGGGUGCAGAGGCAGGUUGCCUCCGGAGAUAUUCGACAGAUGUACAAAGCACCUCCAGGACGUGUCUUGGAGACUAGGAACGUCUCAGAGUUUCGUCUUCAGGAUCUGGAAGCUACCGAGAGUCCCGGGAUGAGUAGCGUAACAUCCUGUGCAUGGUGGUACCCGCUAGUGUUACUUUGGAAUGAGAGUGUUGGUAUGAAAAUAUAGCAAGUUUCCCACUGCCAUGUUGCUCCUCGGCCAGAAGCCAACGUGAUAGCGUUACCAAUAUUUAUUCUACUUUAUUGUGUUCUUGGUGGCGUCUAGCAUGUAUCUAGACACCAGGACAAGCGGGACAGUGUGGGCCACUGAUACAGCACUCUGACGUGCCUCUCACGCUAGAGCUAUACGUACACUGUCAAAAGAGACAAACAGUUGUAACGUUCUUGUCAGUACAAGUGUCACUUUGUAACACUCAAUGAACUCUUCUUCCUCACCAGAACAAGUUCAGCCAAAUUGUGUUGCAAGAAUGAGACAUAUCGAGUGUUUGUAUAGCAAAAUUUUAAAGCGCAUUUGUCUGUGCUGUUGGUGACUGCAGAUCAGCGCCUCAGAGUGACUGUUUAUAAAUACUCAUGUCCCAGCAGCGUGCACCACCAAGAGCUUGUACUCGGUGUGUAGUGUCUGUAUUUAGUGAAAGAGCACAAUAGUGGACAAGUCUGCUGCAGUUUCUGCUACUUCUGCUGAUUAUUCUGCUGUUACCUCCAUCAUCCUUUGCCCUCCUCCCACAUGACCAGUCACUCCUUCACUGCCCCUCAGCUGAAAAACGAAAUAAUGUCCUAAGAUUUCUUUCACAGGAAGCCUGCUUGAACUCAAGCACUAAGCACAAAGAUAAGUUUCCUCUUAAGAAUCCCUCAUAACAAAUAUAAAUGUGACCACCAU
Messenger RNA from Penaeus chinensis, 2465 nucleotides. RefSeq names its product ecdysone-induced protein 78C-like. Gene Ontology annotation, biological process: regulation of DNA-templated transcription. Lineage: Eukaryota; Metazoa; Arthropoda; Malacostraca; Decapoda; Penaeidae. Bases 1 to 1188 code for a protein of 395 amino acids. The record is from RefSeq and is a predicted model, not a curated record. Gene Ontology annotation, molecular function: zinc ion binding; nuclear receptor activity; sequence-specific DNA binding. The transcript has 9 exons.